Molecule: messenger RNA, 2494 nt
Organism: Camelina sativa (false flax)
Lineage: Eukaryota; Viridiplantae; Streptophyta; Magnoliopsida; Brassicales; Brassicaceae
Source: RefSeq, a predicted model, not a curated record
AAUUUACGGUUUUACCCUUCUUCGAGCAGGCAACAAACAAAAAUCUCCAAUUAAAAUACAAAUUUAAAAAUCUGAUUGUGUGAGACAAAUUUACCCAAAGAGCCCCUCAAAUACAAAAAUCAUCUUCCCCUACCCAACACAGAGACAAGGGUCUUUUUGAGGUAUCGUCGAACCAGUCAAAAACCCCUUCUCAGAUCGGUCCGGUCCGUUCGUCCUUUCUAAUGGCGACAACUCAUCAUCAUUCAUGCCUUCUCGGUCGAAGAAUCUCCGUUCCUCGAUUUCAUCUCCUCUUCAGCCCUAAAAAUCCGGACAAACGCUCUAAUUUCUCCGUAUCUAUCGGCCUACGACACUUCUUCGGCGCUUCUUCUAUAUCAACCUGUAACCCUAAAACACCGUCUCGGAGCUGUUUACGAAAUUGCGCCGCCGCUGAUGACGGAGAUACCACGAGUUCGUCUGAGGAUAAGUGGGGUUGGGAUCGUUGGAACCGUCACUUCUCCGAGAUUGAAGAAGUCGAGGCCGUUGUUUCUCUUCUCAAGUCUCAACUUGAAGAGGCCGUUAAAAAAGAAGACUUUGAAGAAGCAGUUAAGUUGAAACAAGCCAUUGCUGAAGCUACUGUUGAUGAUGCUGUGGCUGAGAUUAUGCGCCAGUUACAGACUGCAAUAAGCGAAGAGCGUUACCAGGAUGCUUCCAGGUUAUGCAAUGAGACAGGAUGUGGACUGGUGGGCUGGUGGGUUAGUCGUCCUCGAGAUUAUGCGGAACUAUUUGGCAGAAUUGUACACAUAACUCCCGGUGUUGGUAGGUUUAUUGCCAAGAGUUACAGUCCAAGACAGCUUGUGGCUGGCGCAGCUGGAACACCUCUGUUUGAGAUUUUCGUUGUUAAAGACAACGAUGGAGGAUAUGUUAUGCAGGUAGUGUAUUUGACGAAAUGCCUUACCACUUCCGCGAACUCCUAUUUAAGCGGACCGCAAUCAUCGAAUGCCUCAAUUGAUGAUCCAUCCAUUGGAGAUUUGCGAGGAAGUGAAGUGAAGGUGGAUAAAAAAGAAGAUAAGCUACUGAAUGCUGGGGAACCAACUGAAGAAGGAAUUAAACAUGUGCUGAAAUUUCUAAAAGAUAAAAUCCCAGGGCUAAAGCUGAAAGUAAUGGAUGGUAUUAAAAUCACUGAGGAAGAGAUUGUAGGUAGUGAUGAUGCUACUGAAGAGCUGGUUGGAGAAGGCAUUGAGGAAACAAAUUCUUCUGAUGAAGAAGAGGAAGAAGAAGGAGAAAAUGACAGAAUUGAGGAAAUUUCAUCCAUGGAUAGUGCAGAUUAUGAAAAGCAUUUAAACACUAAGCUUGUCAUCGGAGGGGUUCUACACAACAUAGAGGAUUCCUCUAUAGAUGAUGAUACUGAUCGUGUUUCAGCAGAUAUAAUGGAUGCUAAAAGAGAUUCCUUUAUCUUGCAUGUUCCUAGGGAAAAGGUGUUUGAUUAUAGUAUGGACAGAAUGCAAUACAGAGCGCCCAAGGAACAAGUAACAGCUAUUUCACCUCAAGGAAUUUCAGAUCUGAUGCCACCAGAGGUUGCCAAGACGUUCUGGGGUUCAGAGAAAGCUUCUUUGAAGGUAUCGAGUACUCUGGAUGAGAUGGUCAGGAUUGGUUUCGAAAAUGCACAAGAAGGAAUUUGUUUCUCUGACUAUACAUCAUAUAAUAGAAUCAUAACUCCUGAAAGCAACCUAGACCCUUUUGACGGCCUAUAUGUGGGUGCAUUCGGGCCUUAUGGCACGGAGAUAGUGCAACUUAAGCGUAAGUAUGGUCGGUGGGAAAAUGCAGAGGGAAGCAACGCAUCAGAUAUAGAGUUCUUUGAAUAUGUUGAGGCUGUAAAGUUGACAGGAGAUCCAAAUGUGCCGGCUGGACAGGUGACAUUUCGUGCAAGGAUUGGGAAUGGGAGUCGCAUGACGGAUCAUGGAUUGUUUCCAGAAGAACUGGGAGUGCUUGCGAGUUACGGAGGACAAGGAAGAGUCGCCGACGUUGGGUUUGAAAACCCAAAAUGGGUCGCGGGAAAGCUAUUAAAACUCAACGGAAAGGGAAUGGGACCAUAUGUGAAAGGCGCGGAUCUUGGAUUUCUAUAUAUUGGCCCUGACCCUGAGAAGAGUUUCUUGGUCCUUUUCAACCGUCUGAGACUGCCUGAGUGACCAAAUCGUUAGUGAUCAAAACGCCGUCUUACAUUGUAACUAGAAUCUCCUUUUGUUUGUUCCUUGCACUUUUGAAACCAAGAUUACCUCGAGAGAGUGUUUAGAGUAGCAAGAACUUUUGUUUUAGUUUUUGGUUUAAUGAUAUAACUAACCAAGUUUAAACCAAAUAGACUCUGGAUAGUUUCAUUACGGCUUUAGUUGGGUAGGUCUUUCAAUGUUUCUUUUAUCCGGUUUGGUGCACAUCAGUUUGUUUUUGUGUUCCAUUAAGACUUGUAUGAUCAAAUAUAAUGAACAUCCCUACUACAAGGUAUCACAUAUAAUUGAAAACA